Perca flavescens (yellow perch) is the source of this 1261-nucleotide messenger RNA. Its product is annotated as myelin-oligodendrocyte glycoprotein-like. Gene Ontology annotation, molecular function: signaling receptor binding. The coding region runs from base 77 to 766 and encodes 229 amino acids. The record is from RefSeq and is a predicted model, not a curated record. NCBI's taxonomy places the organism in Eukaryota, Metazoa, Chordata, Actinopteri, Perciformes, Percidae. The transcript is spliced from 4 exons. Gene Ontology annotation, cellular component: external side of plasma membrane. Gene Ontology annotation, biological process: regulation of cytokine production; T cell receptor signaling pathway.
GCCACACUUUCAUUCAUUCGGCGGCAGUUGCGCUCACUACAACCGGUAUUCUUCUGUCUUUCUACCGGGUCAGUUCAUGGUUAGCUUCGAGGUCUUCGUGUUCUGCUCCACUUUUACACUCUGGACGGUCUUUGUUCCUUUUAGCACGGCACUACAGAUGGACCUUAAAGUUCAGGUGAUUGGGUCCCUUCGGCCAAUCAUCGCGGCCCCGGGCGAUGAUGUCAUCCUGCCGUGCCAGCUAGAGCCCAGCGAGGACGUGCGGGACAAGACGGUGGAGUGGUCCAAGCCCGACCUGAAGCCGGACCCGUCGGACCGGCUGAGCCGCGUCGGCUACGUGCACCUCUACCGGGACAAACGGGAAGUCCCGGACAUGAAGAUCCCGUCGUACGCCCGGAGGACGGCGCUGUUCACCGACUCCCUGAAGGAGGGAAACAUCUCGCUCCGGAUCGCCAACGUCACGCUCGCCGACACGGGCCGAUACCGAUGCUACGUGCCCAAGCUAGGCUGCCACUCCAUCGUCAAACUCGUCGUCGAGCCACGCUCUGUUGAAGCCUGGACGACGGAGACGCCGCUGCAUCCCAAAAUCCUCCAGACUCCAGGUCCAAACGAUGACACGGGUGUUGAAGGUGGGCGUCUGUACCUGAGCGUACCGAUCCUCGGUGUGUUUGGCUGCAUCGUCCUGAUCCUGAGUGUUGGACUCCGCGCAUAUUUACUCAAACUAAGGCAUCAACCCCAAACUGUAAGUCAGGAUGACUUAUUAAUUUAAGAGACAGCACCAGCACUACCUUCACUACUACGUCUGGGACAACGUUCAGUCAGGAGAUGACAGCCGCGGCAUUUCACCGGACCUUUAACCGACCCAAGGUGGAAGACAACCAGUUCUUCUCUGUAUCAGAUGGUUCUCCUCCACCAGCUGGGGGGGACUGGGAGGGAAAUACACCGUUCACACCCUGGCUUUUUGUGGUUCUGUUGUUGUAACGACGCUGUGUGACCAGAGGCCCCCACUACGGAGCAAGAUUUGGCCUCAACGAGGAUACUUCAGGGUUUGGUGGAUCACGGCGGCAGAUCGCUUGUUGCCGGGUCAACGGUGCCUUCGCAUUGGCACAGUAACCACGGCUGCAAAACGACAAAGAGCCAUUCAUUUCCUACGGAGAUUCGCAGGCCGCGAGCAAACUGGUCCCAACCGAUGCGAACGAAUGCGCUGUGGAAACAAAACUGGGUCUGUUGGUCAUCCGGAGGCGUUUUUUAAAAAAAAAAAAAA